GUUGACAAGUAGCAGCAUAGAUCCUGGACUAAGUAUCAAGCAAAUGGGUGGUUUGUAUAUUAAUUUCAAUGCAGACAAACAACAGUCCAAGAAAACUCUAACACAGAUCAAAGAGAAAAAGAAAAAUGAGCUUCUGCAGAAAGCUAUUAUUACACCUGAUUUUGAACAAAAACAUUGUGUUGCACCAUAUAGAGAAUCAAAGCAUCAACUUCAAAAAAAACGGAAGAAAGAGCGACAAAAAACAGCAGGUGAUGGCUGGUUUGGUAUGAAGGCUCCAGAACUAACAGAGGAACUGAAAAAUGACCUCAAAGCACUGAAGAUGAGAGCAAGCAUGGACCCAAAAAGAUUUUAUAAGAAAAAUGAUAGAGAUGGCUUCCCUAAGUACUUCCAGAUUGGAACCAUUGUUGACAAUCCAGCUGAUUUCUACCACUCAAGAAUUCCCAAGAAGCAAAGGAAAAGAACUAUUGUGGAAGAACUGCUGGCUGAUUCUGAGUUCAGAAGAUACAACCGAAGGAAGUACUCUGAGAUCAUGGCUGAAAAAGCAGCAAGUGCAGCAGGCAAAAGAUUCCGAAAGAAGAAGAAAUUUCGCAAUUAAGAUUCAUCAAGCAAAAUACAAUAUUGGACAUUUCUCUUUAUUUGCUAAAUAUAUUUUUAAAACUAACACAUCACGUAAUUUAAUACAGAUGCUGUUUGUAUAAGGAUUUAUUUGGAAAUAAGCCCUGUAUUAUAGUCUUGGACAAAAAAAUAUUUUGGGGAUUAGACACAGGGUCUUGCUUACGCAAGGCAAAUACAAAGCAAUCACUCAUUUGCUUAUUUUUAUUGGCUUAUAUUAAUUGUACAGAGGGGAUUUCAUUACUAUGUCUCCACACAGUUACACUGUAUGACCAUCAGUCUUUCCCCCUCUAUCAUUCCCUGCCCCCCUUAAGAAACAGUAUCUCCCAACAAGUUUCCUUUUUUCAUACAAAGCACUUUUAAAACAAUCAACAUGACUACAUUCAGAGCUGAGAGGGAAUAGACAAUAUGAAGACAGAGGUACCAAUCUUUUUAUCCCAUUUUAGUCACUUCGGUGUUUUCAGAUCCAGUGAGUUGUUUUAGCCAAGUAACCUGAAAACUCUCUAACAUGAGGGUUAUACCAGUUAGCAAGAUAAUGGAAGGCUAUGCGUUGCUUACCUCUGUGGCCUCCAAAAUUGGCAAUUGUGUGAUUUUUUUUCUCUGAUGUAGGAAUUGAUUCUAGAGCAUUUAUGCAAUGGGCUUUUAGUAACUAUUCCUCCUUUUCUUUGUUACUGUGUAACCAUCUUGAACUGUACUAGUCAUAAAGAGUUCCUAGUCUGAA
Molecule: messenger RNA, 1333 nt
Organism: Dipodomys ordii (Ord's kangaroo rat)
Lineage: Eukaryota; Metazoa; Chordata; Mammalia; Rodentia; Heteromyidae
Gene: Dnttip2
Product: deoxynucleotidyltransferase, terminal, interacting protein 2
Exons: 5
Coding region: 44-595 (183 amino acids)
Biological process (GO): RNA processing
Cellular component (GO): nucleolus
Molecular function (GO): RNA binding
Source: RefSeq, a predicted model, not a curated record